Mytilus californianus (California mussel) is the source of this 4442-nucleotide messenger RNA. RefSeq lists its product as uncharacterized. The transcript has a single exon. Bases 18 to 2948 code for a protein of 976 amino acids. The record is from RefSeq and is a predicted model, not a curated record. NCBI's taxonomy places the organism in Eukaryota, Metazoa, Mollusca, Bivalvia, Mytilida, Mytilidae.
AUAUUGCAAACUAUCUGAUGAAAAUGACAAUAUUAUUUGUUUUCCUGUCUAUAUGUUUCUGGACAUACUGUUUUGCAGAGGAUAAUCAUAAACAUACAGGACACAAUGAAAGUGAUCCCUAUGACACUAUAUUUGCUGUUGGAUUACUAAUUCCGAAUUGUAAAGUACAACCGGUGGAUCCUGAAUUAAGGAGCAAAUUAAACAUAAUGUUAAGUGAAGGUAAGAAACUAAUAUUCAUUCAUCUUGAAUUUGAGGAUCACAAAAAUCUGGAAUCCAAAAGCCAUCAAGGGGAUAUUUACAAACCACUUGACUGGAUCCGAACCUAUGGAAGACAUGGACGAAGCCUUCUUUAUCUCCGUCCUCAGUUUGAACACUUAUCUCUCACAACACUUUCUUUUAACACAGAACAUAUUGAUGUUAGGCUAAAACAAACGCCAACUCAGUGUCUUACCAGGCAUAAUUUAUCCACCAUUGAGGACAACUUGCGACGACUACUGGUUAUGGACUUUAAAAUGAAUCUUGGAGACGAUCAUGCAGUCGAAAAUGAGAAGAUCUGCAAUGUUGAGGUUAAAAACGAACAAUCUAUUGUUGCUUUCAAAUACGUAUGCUGCUGGCAUGGACAUAGUAAAGUUAAUGAACACCUGGAAUGCAAGAAUAUAUCGAGCGAUUAUUGGAUGGAAAUAUUAUUUACAUGUAUCUUCUUAAUCAAAGUACUUGUGCUUAUGUUCUGUCCGCUUCUCAUACCGGCAUCCUUGUACAGAAAGAAAUACACAGAAACUGUCUAUGAACAUGUUCUGUCAAAACCUAUUGAACUUCGAAUAAAAAAAAUAAUAAAAGAUGACAAAUCGAAAUUAACCUAUUUAAAUGUUCCGAGCGUGGAAAUGAACCAGCUUAAAAACAUGCAAGAUUCUUACGAGUGGAAUAGGGUCUGUAAAUUAAAGAAAUUUUAUGAAACAAUGAAAACAGUUCCUAUUAACAAAGUCUUGACAAUAUCUCUCCGAAAACUUGAUAUAGUUGUUAGAUACGAUAGACUUGUUCCGUCAAAUUAUGUACCAGUUGGCAUUUUACAAGUAGUGUAUUCUUUAUUUGUGAAGUGUCACAUACGAAAAUCUCCAUCUUUUCAAAAAUGUUGUAGAAGUAGCAUUUUUGGGUUUCAAUGGUUAUUUGGUAAAAAGGCACAAACACUUAACAUCGAUGAAGAAACCGAUAAAGUUCCAGAUGACGAGAUGCAGACAAGCACAAUUCAACCUGAAGACAUUAUAAAAUACCCAUGGCACAGAUGUCUCCGACAAACCAUGAGGCUGUUGUUGAUUUUAGCCAUAUCGGUUCCUUGGGCUCUCAGAGUAUAUUUCUACUAUGAAUAUGAAGAUUCGGAAGCUUCAGAUCAGAAAAAAGCAGCGGAAGUACGGAAUUUGACACUACCAGCAUUGAAAUGGAGUUUGACGUAUACUCUUACGCCUCUUCAUCCUAUGUUCAUACUUUGCUACGCCGUUAUUAUAACUGAUGCGAUAGUGUUUGCAUUGGUCAGCCCUAGGAUCAAAAAGAAAUUACAAUCUUUGAUGAGACGGUCAAUGAGGGAUAUGCGUCAAAUUUCAAAGAUUGCCAAAAUUAAAGGUUCAAUUGUUCAACUGCUCAUUCCAUGCGAAAUAUGUGGAAUAGUUGGGUUAAUUAUAUACCCCCUUUAUUUCAUAUUUGCUCUUCCAAUCAUUUUGAUUUCUUUAGCCUUUUACUGUGUACCAACCAUUAACGUUACUAUACGUUUACUGGCACAUUUCUUAGCUUAUCUUACUCAAUGGUCAGGAAUGUGUAAUAGAGAAGCCCUAAUUUCCUGUAAGAAGAGAUGUGGUUUCAUGUUCAACCUUUUUCAUCUACAAAACGUACCAGACAAAACAAGAGAAACGGUGUCAUGUAAAAACAGACUCUUGCAACUUUUUGUUUUACCGAUGUGUUUGAUUACUAUAUUUGCCCUUGUUCUGUUGACCAUGGAGACAAUUAUCUUCUUCGUUGAAAUGAUUUUAUACACAGUCAUAGGUAUUAUCAUGAAUUCUUCCGACAUGCUCAAGUACAUUACUCUUGUUUUUAUGCUUGGUCUUUAUGCGCGGAAUUGCUUUAAAGGUAUAAGUGAAAAAUAUCUCAAAUUUAAUCAAACAAUAAACAGUUUGAUAGUUGAAAGCAAUCGCUCUCAGGUCGAAGCAAUUGCUAGUGAAUGUUUUGAAGAACAGAAAAAUACUGCAUUCCAGAUUACCACAAAUGACGAAGGUGAUGAACAGACCAAUGAAAAUGACACAAAUGUAAGAUUGAUUGUAUCAAAAGAUGGAAUACCAAAAUGGUCCGUUCGGAAAUUAAUUUUAUUUCUAGACCGACAAGACCAACCGUAUUUAACAGAAAAGUUUUUCUUUUCAACUUGUUAUAUGGAUACCGUCGGGGCACCUGGUCCUCUCAUUCCGAAUAUCAUACACGCAGUAUGGCGAUUCAUGUGCAUAUGCGCAUUUCUGAUGUUCGUCGUACUUAUUGUGUUAGCUUUUGGUGAUGAGUAUAAUAUAUCUGGUGCGAAUCAGAUGUUGGCAACGCUGGCUGGUGGACUUUUACCAUGGGUGUUCGAAAAUGUUUUAUUCAGUGGAAGAGACCCGUUAGAGCUAGAUACAAACAAUCUUAGUUUUAAAAGUAAUUUCAAAACAAAAAUUGACCAAUAUGUUCAAUCAUGGGAUAUACAUGAUAUUGAUAUAGAUGAAAACCGAAAUAGAAAUGAUAAUGUCGGCGAUUCACACAGUGUUACAGCUCGUCUCAUCGACAAGGUUAACGAUGCUGUCAUGACAACAUUAGAAAAUGAAUCGGGUGUACUGUUAGGCGAACCACCGAAACAAUCUAUUGGUUUCUAUAAGGAUAAUGAUGACAGAAGAAUUGAUUUCCUAGUUAUAGAAAAGCCAAGUAAAAUGUCAAAUGUCUAAUACACAUCAAUCAAAGUGAUGUUCGGUAUAAGUUUUAGGAACAUUUUUAUAUUUCAAGGAUAUAACGUCAAACAGUAAUACGAACCCAUAUUUGUAUAUCAAUAUACGAUAUGCCAGAUUUACGGUAACAAGUCAUUGAACACGACUGUAAAUCAUUGCUUUAAAAGUUCUAUAUUCCUAUAUCAUAAAUACAGACAAAUGAACAUUUGUGAUAUUUUCUUUAACAGUUUUGUUAAUAGAUGUACGUUUUAUGAAAAUUUUCUUUAUUUCAAGGAUAUUAUUUUAACAUGGUCUUGGAUAUUGUUAUAUUAUAUGUAAAUAAAUAUUUAUAUGUCAUUCUAUAACAUAGUCAAUGUAUGCUACAAAAUCAUCAAUAUCAUUUGCAAACAUGAAUAAAAAGAUUUCACCAGACUUCUUUCAAAAAAAUGAAUUACAUUACAAAUCCAGAUUAUUGUUGAAUAGAAAAUCAAAUAAUUAAUAUUUCCAUAUGGUCGAUCGCAGUAAGAGCUAACAUUUGAAGAACCUAUAAUUAGCCUUCUUAUCUUUAGCCGACUUAUUUUUAUACAGAUAUCGAUUUUAGUGGAAGUCUAAACAAGAAAUAACACAUUUUUACUGUAGGUCACAGUGUGUCCAUUUUUGUAUCAUUUGUAUUUAUUUAUUUGGUUUUGCAAUAAUUCAAGAUGAUGAUAACUUCAUUCCAGGGAUUUUCAAUAAUCUAAAUCGUUGCAUACUGACGAUAAGAAUAAUUUUAAUAUUAUGGCUUUAUAUGUCAAAUGCUAUUUUCAAAGUGAGGAUUUUCAAUUUGCAAAUCAAAUAAAUGUACUACUAGCAGUCAGAAAAACUACACUUAAGAAAACAAAAACACAAAUAGAAACAUAACGCGAAGUAGAAGUUGAUAACUAGACGCGUAUAUCAAUAUUCCAAGUAUGUUCUGUUAAUUUAGUUCUUAAUUUACAAUUAACGUAGAACUUCCACCACGGCCAACGAUGCGUAUGUGUAUUUACUUUUCACGGGAAGUCUCAGGGCUUUUUGGGUAGCCAAACUAUGCAUAACGAAUAGCCAAACCCACAAAGGGUUAACUUUGUACGAUUUAGUAUAUUGGGGGACGUUUUUACCUUUACUAACAUAAAUGAAUAUCCAAACCAUAUAAGGCAAACUUUAAACGAGGCAUACACAAUGACACAGCUCUCAGCUGCAAAUUAAAGUAUGUUCGUAGUAAAUUAUUGCCAAUGCCGAAUUAUUUGCUACUGGCUGGAUGAUAGAUCAACCUUGGCUAACAAUCCGUUAGUUGUGUUGUGAAUCCUUUCUAAAUCUCUUUCGAAAUGAAAUUGAAAAAUGAAUAAGUAUAGCUAUAAUAUGAUAAUUUUUAAAGUUCGUGUUCCAAUCAGUUGGCAAGUUGAAGAAAAAAAAUAGUAUAGCUUAUUUAACACCAACUUUAAAAAUUCUUAAGAGAUUAUAUAUUUGUUUUUAGGGGUCAUUAACUUUAUAAUAUUA